Molecule: messenger RNA, 1872 nt
Organism: Spinacia oleracea (spinach)
Lineage: Eukaryota; Viridiplantae; Streptophyta; Magnoliopsida; Caryophyllales; Amaranthaceae
Product: 3-ketoacyl-CoA thiolase 2, peroxisomal
Exons: 14
Coding region: 226-1614 (462 amino acids)
Biological process (GO): phenylacetate catabolic process; fatty acid beta-oxidation
Cellular component (GO): peroxisome
Molecular function (GO): acetyl-CoA C-acyltransferase activity
Source: RefSeq, a predicted model, not a curated record
CAAAUUGGACAAGUACUUCACGUAAAAUAAUUUUCUAUUUUUUUAAAAUAUUAACGUUUCCAUUACGUCUUGAAGUGCUAAAUACUAGCGGUGCUAUAAAUAAAGUCGUCAUCAUAAUCAACAUCUUUGUUAUCCUAAUUCCUCUAAAUUAUCUCAUUUUUCAGAUUAGAAUUUAGAACCCUAGAUUGAAAGAAAGGAUUGCGAUAUUUUCGUAGAUUUGCAGAGAUGGAGAGAGCAAUUAACAGACAGAAAAUUCUUCUCGAUCAUCUUCGUCCAACUUCUUCCUCCGAUCACAAUUAUGAAGCUGCUCUCUCUGCAUCCAACUGCAUGGCAGGGGAUUCUGCUGCUUAUCACAGGACCAGUGCUUUUGGUGAUGAUGUUGUCAUAGUAGCGGCACAUCGCUCUCCACUUUGCAAGGCAAAACGAGGUUCUUUAAAGGAUACAUUUCCUGAUGAUAUUCUUGCACCAGUUUUGAAGGCAUUGAUAGAGAAAACAAAUGUGAACCCUGCCGAAGUUGGGGACAUUGUUGUGGGAACUGUUUUGGCCCCAGGUUCCCAGAGAGCCAGUGAGUGUAGGAUGGCAGCAUUUUAUGCUGGUUUCCCAGAAACUGUUCCUAUAAGGACUGUGAAUAGGCAAUGUUCUUCAGGGCUUCAGGCAGUUGCUGAUGUUGCAGCAGCCAUUAAAGCCGGAUUUUAUGAUAUAGGAAUUGGUGCUGGAUUAGAGUCAAUGACAUCAAACCCAAUGGCUUGGGAAGGAUCUGUCAAUCCCAGAGUAAAAGAAAUUGUUCAAGCCCAAGAUUGUCUUCUUCCUAUGGGUAUCACUUCAGAAAAUGUGGCACACCGCUUUGGUGUGACGAGGGAAGAACAGGACCAAGCAGCAGUGGAGUCUCACAGGAAAGCUGCUGCUGCCACUGCUGCUGGUAAAUUUAAAGAUGAAAUAAUACCUAUACACACAAAGAUUGUUGAUCCAAAAACUGGUGAUGAGAAGUCUAUUACUGUCACUGUGGAUGAUGGUAUCCGGCCGAACGCAACUGUUGCAGAUCUGGCCAAGUUGAAGCCUGUUUUCAAGAAGAGUGGGACAACUACUGCUGGAAAUUCUAGCCAGGUGACUGAUGGUGCUGGAGCUGUUCUGCUGAUGAAGAGAAGUGUUGCCAUGCGUAAAGGGAUGCCUAUUCUUGGUGUCUUUAGGACUUUUGCUGCUGUUGGAGUUGACCCUGCUAUCAUGGGAAUUGGUCCAGCUGUUGCAAUCCCAGCUGCUGUGAAGGCUGCUGGCUUGGAACUUGAUGACAUCGAUCUCUUCGAAAUAAAUGAGGCUUUCGCUUCUCAGUUUGUGUACUGCCGUAAGAAGUUAGGUCUUGAUCCAGAAAAGAUCAAUGUAAAUGGAGGGGCUAUGGCAAUAGGGCAUCCAUUGGGUGCAACAGGUGCCCGUUGUGUUGCUACCUUGUUGCAUGAGAUGAAGCGUCGUGGUAAAGACUGUCGAUUUGGAGUUAUAUCAAUGUGCAUAGGCACUGGAAUGGGUGCUGCAGCGGUUUUUGAGAGGGGGGAUUCUGCUGAUGAGCUAUGCAAUGCUCGUAAAGUCGAAACCCAUGAUUUCCUCUCAAAAGAUGCUCGAUGAUUUUUUGGAACAGCAAACAAUUGGUGAAAAAGGUUUAGAGAAUGAAGAUAAAUACCACUGCUGAUUGUUUACAAAGUGUACAACUAAAACUGCAUGUUACCACCUACUUUACCGUAGAAUACAGGAAGUCAAGUAUCUGCGCAGUUUCUGAUGUUCUGGUAUUGAAUGUAUUACAGACAAUUUUAGUACUGUAUUCAACUUCUAUAUAUUUGUUUUCUUCAAAAUAAAAGGUACAAUAAAAUCUACUACUUGCUUGAA